Molecule: messenger RNA, 2802 nt
Organism: Pollicipes pollicipes
Lineage: Eukaryota; Metazoa; Arthropoda; Thecostraca; Pollicipedomorpha; Pollicipedidae
Product: conserved oligomeric Golgi complex subunit 4
Exons: 14
Coding region: 109-2457 (782 amino acids)
Biological process (GO): Golgi organization; retrograde vesicle-mediated transport, Golgi to endoplasmic reticulum
Cellular component (GO): COG complex
Source: RefSeq, a predicted model, not a curated record
GUACGCUUUUUGACAUAUAGUUCGUCGAGUCGAUUUUCCUUAUCUCCACAAACUCUUUUGUUUAUCUUGUUAUUUCAGGUGUCUUCCAUCUCCUGCCCACCUUUGGCCAUGGAGACACCAAAUCCAGAAUCAAGCCCAUCACCUGAAGCUGACAAAGACUCGGAGAUGAAACCUGAUCAGGCCAACAGUGUUGAUAUAGACCCAGCUAUUAAAGAGCUGUGCUUCACAGAUGACAUUGAGGCACUCUACAAAAAACUAUCUGUUGAUGAGGAGCGCCUGGAAUCAGAGAUGGAGUCGCUGCUUGAGCAGCGCUGCCACCUGGGUGCCAAAAUGGCCGGCCUCCAGAAGAUGGCACCCAGCCUACAGUUUGUACAUGCUGAUGCUGACCAGCUGAGCAAGAUGAUCUCCUUCACCACCACCUUGGCCAUCAAUGUGUCAGCAAAAGUGCGCCAGCUCGACAGGGCUAAGACUCGAGUGGCAUCCGCGCAGCAGCGCGUCAACGACCUGCUGGACCUGAAGCUGUGCGCCGAGGGCGUGCAGACGGCGCUCCAGGCUGAGAACUUCGAGCAGGCGGCCGCGCACGUGCACCGCUUCCUGGCCAUCGACGAGUCGGUGGUGCGGCUGUCGGAGGCCGGCCGGGCCGGUGACAACUUGAGCUCGGCGUUCGCGCUGCUGCACCGGGCCGAGGCGGAGCUGCACGCGGCCGUCGAGGCGCGCUUCGCCGAGGCGGUGCGCGCCGACGACCUGGCGUCGAUCGAGCGCUUUUUCAAGAUUUUCCCGCUGCUGAACCGGCACGACGAGGGAGUGAAGAAGUUCGCUGAGUAUCUCUGCAGUAAGCUGGAGGUGUCCGCCGCCAAGAACCUGAAGGAGGCGGAGCGGACGAGCUCGAGUGACGCACGAGCGGCCGUCAUCUGGGCCGACACCAUCACACUGCUGUUUGAGGGCAUCGCCCGUCUCGUUGAGAUCCACCAGCCCAUCAUCGAAACGUUCUAUGGUCCCGGCUGGCUGAUGGCCACUGUUGAGUUGCUGCAGGCCACCUGCGACAAGGAAGUGGGUCGUAUUGUGGCCAGUUUCAGCAAGCACCGGCAACUGACGGCCAGGGUGUCGCGGGUCCAUGAGAGUCUCCGGGCGUCUCGCGCGGCCGCUGCCACCGCCGCCGCCUCUUCCCCCGCCUCGGCGCCGGACCCGCGCGAGCUCGACCCGCUGCUCGGGGAGCUCAUCAUCAUGCACGCGCGGGCUGAGCUCUACGUGCGCUUCGUGCGGCGGCGAGUCAUGAGCGACAUCGAGGUGGGCUUCUUCGAUAACGAGCGCGCCGAGAAGGCGGCCAAGCUGGAGAGCAUCAUCAAGGGCAGCGAGCUGAGCCGAUGCAUGCAAGAGCUGGUCGGACACUACAUCUCUCUGGAGAGCUACUACCUGACGGAAUGCAUCAGCAAGGCAGUGAAGCUGGACACGAUCGAAGAGGGCUCCCUCACCUCCAGCAUGAUCGACGACGUGUUCUUCAUCAUUAAGAAGUGCAUUAGGCGCGCGCUCUCCGGCGGCAGCGUGGACGGCACGUGCGCCAUGAUCAACAUCGCCUCCACCCUGCUGGAGACGGAGUUCUCGGCCGUGCUCGAGCGCUACCUGCGCCAGGGCUUCCCGUCCGGCUACCUGGACCUGAGCCAGGCGUACAGCGCGCUGCAGACCAGCCUACAGCAGGGCAAGCUGCACGCGGCUGACACCGACGCCCAGAAGACGCAGUUCCUGACGGCGCUCAACAACGCGCGCGCCAGCCAGGAGUACGUGGCCUCGCUGUGCGCCACACUGCGCCAGGAGGCGACGGCGCAGCUGGGCGGCGCGUCGGCGCACGAGCGCGACAAGCUGUUCUCGUGCCUGGCCAGCCUGGAGGCGGCGUCGUCGCGGUUCGACACGCUGGCCGAGGUCGGCCUGAAGCAGCUGCGCUCCAGCGCCAUCAAACCCCGGGUGAAACCGUGGGCGGACGGCUUCACGGCGGUCAGCCAUGAUAUCACCGAGGACGAGUUCUCGCAGUACGAGGCAGACGACCCGUUCGUGAGUCAGCUGGUGGCGCGGGUGGACGGCCUGCUGGCCUCGUUUCGCGACGCCCUGCUGCCCGCCUCCGGCCAGGCCCUGGUGCGCGCUGUCAUCGAGGAGAUAGCCACGCAGCUCGAGCGCAAUGUGCUUAAGUCCCGGUUCAACAGGCUGGGCGGUCUGCAGUUCGACAAGGAGGUGCGCAGUCUCACCACCUACCUGUCGUCCGUCACCACGUGGUCGGAGCGCGACCGGCUGGCGCGCCUCUCCCAGAUGGCGACGCUGCUCAACCUCGAGCAGGUAUCGGAGAUCGCAGAAUACUGGGGCAGCUCUGCCGCGAUGACGUGGAAGCUGACGCCGGCAGAGGUGCGCAAGGUGAUGCUUCUCCGGGUCGACUUUAAGCCGGAGGAGGUGAAACGACUCAAGCUCUGACUGACGACGGGGCGCCGCCGACUAUGUAGCGUUUUCACAGCCGCCCCUGUUUUUUUUAUCUGUUUCUUUGCCAUCCGUCGCCAUUUUGGUCUCGCCCUUCUUUCCUUUUUGCCUCCAUUGCUCUCUACAUGGCUGCAGCAGCUGCUACUCGGUCUCUGCCUUUCCGACAUUCGCAAUCGUUGAUACGCUCGCGUGCACCGUGUUCUAUUUAUGCGUUGGGGCAAGCUUAGCACGACCGAUCCGACGUGCUGAUAUGUUGAAAUGAGCCGUUGCAAUGAGGGGUUGAGAGGUGGCAUUGUGAUUUGCACUUGUUUCGUGGUAUGUACUUUGAUACUUGCUGGCAAA